Lucilia cuprina (Australian sheep blowfly) is the source of this 741-nucleotide messenger RNA. RefSeq lists its product as uncharacterized. Lineage: Eukaryota; Metazoa; Arthropoda; Insecta; Diptera; Calliphoridae. The record is from RefSeq and is a predicted model, not a curated record. The transcript has 3 exons. Gene Ontology annotation, molecular function: protein dimerization activity. The coding region runs from base 1 to 741 and encodes 246 amino acids.
AUGAUUGAACUAAAAGGCGUUGGUUCAACUAAAUCUACAAAUUUAUCUAUCGAAAUUAUAAAAACCUUAAGGAAAUAUGACUUAAAUUUAAAUCAAGUUAUUGCAGUGACAUCCGACAAUGGGGCAAAUAUGUUAAAAACGACAUCGUUAUUGUCCAAGUGCCUUACAAAAUUUCAAGAAGAAGAGUUUUUAGAUAAUGAUAAUUAUCAGCAGCUUUUAGAAGAAAUAGAAAACGAUUGUGAUAUAGACAUGGGAGACAUAACUAUAUGCAGAUACAUUUCGUUAAACAAGGAAUAUGUGACCAAAUCUUCAAAUUCUAUAGAGGAAAAUAACGGUGGUGAGGAGGAAGACAUAUUAACAGCAUUUUUACGACAAGACGUAAUACAAGGAUGUGAUAUAAAUAUCUAUACAAAAAUAGAAAGGCUGAUGUUACAUUUUGAGACAAGCGAUUGUUGUGUAUUAGAUUAUUGGAAUAAAAGAAAAUCAUUGGACGAAGAAUUAUUUAUAUUAUCGAAUAUUAUAUUCGGUGUUCCUCCAACACAGGUUACAAUAGAAAGAGCUUUCUCAUCAUUAAGAAUUAUAUUAAGUGAAUCCAGAAACAGACUUAGUCCUGAAACCUUGGAAAAUAUACUAUUAGUUAAGUUAAAUCCUGCACUUUUAGAUGAGGCGAUAGGGAACUUAGCUUACCUAAUUAAGUUAGUUUUGAAAUAUUUGCAGAAAAGUUGGAUUUUACUGCAAUAA